This is a messenger RNA of Rattus norvegicus (Norway rat), 2363 nucleotides long. NCBI's taxonomy places the organism in Eukaryota, Metazoa, Chordata, Mammalia, Rodentia, Muridae. The record is from RefSeq and is a predicted model, not a curated record.
UCGCGCAAGCGCGCGCUAGGCAAAGCGUUUGGCGGGUUUUUCCUGGCUGUAGCAUUCGGAAGCAAGUUUUCUCUCCGGAUCGAGACCUCUCGAGGGUUGUUGAAGUAUUUCUCUGUGACCUGGUGGUUGGGGUCGUCUGAGGGCUUAGGCCAGGUGGUCUUGUGACCGGUCCCUGUCACCUUCCCACAAAGUGAAAGAAUAAGCCUCUGCCGGGCAGAUUUGAGCUGAAGUCGGAGCCCUGCGGCAGGCUCCCGGCAUGGCCGUGUCCACCCAGCAGCUGGCGGAGGAGCUACAGAUCUUCGGCCUGGACUGCGAGGACUCCCUGCUGGAGAAAUUGGCAGAGCUGUGUACUCUGUACCGACAGACUGAGGAGAGGAUGGUGAGCGAGCUGAUCGCCUUCUGCACCAGCGCAGGGAAAUCGUGCCUCACUGGAGAGAUCCUCAGUUCCUUUGAGCACGAGGUUCUGAACAAAAAGCUCUCCAAAGCCUGUCACAGUGCCUCCAAAGACAACAGGCACGCAGGAGCCAGAGAUAUUGUCUCCAUACAAGAGCUAAUUGAAGCAGAGGAGGAAGAGGAGACCCUUCUGAGCGCUUACACCACACCCUCUAAGGGUCCUCACAAGCGAGUUAGCAGCACCCCAGAAACCCCCCUAACCAAAAGGAGUAUCUCUACUCGCAGCCCACACCAGCUUCUCUCCCCAUCGAGUUUCUCCCCAAGUGCUACCCCUUCCCAGAAAUACAGCUCCAGAACCAACCGGGGAGAAGUGGUCACCACCUUUGGCUCAGCACAGGGCGUGUCUUGGUCCGGGAGAGGAGGCUCUGGAAGCAUCAGUCUGAAGGUCAUGGGGUACCCAGAACCACUCACCAGCAGCUAUAAAACUAUGUUUCAGCAGCUCCCGGAUAUUCGGGAAGUUCUGACCUGUAAGAUAGAGGAGCUUGGCAGCGAGCUGAAGGAACAUUACAAGAUCGAGGCGUUUACCCCUCUGCUAGUCCCAGCACAGGAACCUGUCAUCCUGCUGGGUCAGAUUGGCUGUGACAGCAACGGGAGGCUAAACAGCAAGUCAGUGAUCCUCGAGGGAGACCGGGAGCACUCCUCUGGCGCUCAGAUUCCAGUGGACAUGUCCGAACUCAAAGACUACUCUCUGUUUCCUGGGCAGGUUGUAAUUAUGGAAGGAUUCAACACCACUGGCAGGAGACUUACUGCCACCAAACUCUAUGAGGGUGUGCCACUUCCGUUCUAUCAGCCCACUGAAGAGGAGGGAGAUUUUGAGCAGACUAUGGUGUUAGUUGCCUGUGGGCCUUAUACCACCUCUGACAGCAUCACAUACGACCCCCUGCUUGAUCUGAUCAGCACCAUCAACCAUGACCGGCCAGAUGUCUGCAUCCUGUUCGGCCCUUUCCUGGAUGCUAAGCAUGAACAAGUGGAGAACUGUAAGUUGACAAGCCCAUUCGAAGACAUUUUCAAGCAGUGCCUGAGAACAGUUAUCGAAGGAACGAGAAGCGGCCGCCUCUGCCAAGGAUGACAAGGAAAUCAAAGAAAUGGGUUUCCCUUUUCUCUCUUGUGUGGUUAUGGAAACUGCUGGCCCUGGGAGCCUCAGCUUUUUCUCUGCCCCAUGUCGUAACCCUAGAGACUUUCCUGUCCCCAUCAAAGGAGCAGCUGCCUGUGCUGCCGCUGUGCAGGAUUUCUUUAGCGUCAGUUUGCUGAGCACAAACGGCAUUUCCUGACGCCAGUGGGGAGGUGCCUGGCCCUCUGACAGUGUCUGUCUUCAGUGUCCAGCAGACCUGGCUUAGCUCUUUGUUGAUGGAAAGGUUUGGGUUGAUCUUCAAGGUGUGAGGGCGGCAGCCUCAGGAUCUAACCAGUUUGCCUCGCUCUUCCCUGCCCUUACUUGUAUGGCCCCAGCCAUGUGUCGGAGCCCGCAAGCUACCAGUGCCCUGGGGAGUGAGGUCAGACCUUAGCUCUAGUUCCAGUCCUGAGGCUCCCCCUCACGUAGGAUCUCACUCCAGAGCUCAGGCUAGCCCCAAACUCUUAACAGCCCUCUUGCCUCCCGGGGCCCAGGAUUCCGUGCGUGUACCUUCCGUGCCCAGCUCUAGGUCACAGCUGUUCCCCUUUUCCCACCAGACAACAGUUCCCCCUGUAAUGGUGUCACAAGAUCAAGACACGGUGUGUCCUAGCUGUACGCACCAGCUCCAGAUAGAUAAGUGUCUGUGCCGGGAGGCUGCCUUCCCUUCACAGGGUCUUGGGAGAUAGGGUCUGGUCAGCGUGCAGUACCAUCAAGUCUCCCUGGGGGACUGCCAGGUAAGGGACACACCUGUGGCCCAGGUCUGCUGACUCAGUUCUGGGCCCUCUUGUGCUCUGUUUUGACC